AUGUCGGGGGCUCCAAAGUUGUCUACGACGCUGGCUAUCUCAGCACGUCAAACGAUGCAAAAGGAGUCUGUGUAUCAUAGUACACUGCUGCUGUUCAGGCAUGUACAAAAGAGUAUCCCAGAGCUUUUGAAAUUGUAUGGGAUUGAUGCAGAUCCAAAGAAAGUGCGAGGAAACAUCAAGGCAGAGUUCCGAAAGUUCGGAAAGGAGCCCUUGGAGAAUGGUGUAUCCAACAUGCUCGUGAAUAAAGGACAGAUGGAGCUCGACGAGGCGAAGGCACAAUGGAAGACCCGCACGCACAUCCUCAAGUAUGUCUACGACAUUGUGUCCGAGCCCCAUCUUGCUCGUUCAAAGCUGCAAAAGACUCCUCUCAGCGCUCGCUACAAGAAUUUGGCACCAGAGGAUUUGGAAUUUCUCAACUCAUAAUCCUGAUCGGUCCAUUGGACGACUUAUGUGUGAUUCGAGAUCGAAAUGUGGCACGCAGUGAUCACCCACUGAAGUCAGUUCUAGUUUGUUUAUAAUGAAGAGAAAUCGAAAUUUUG
Guillardia theta CCMP2712 is the source of this 539-nucleotide messenger RNA. RefSeq lists its product as hypothetical. The record is from RefSeq and is a predicted model, not a curated record. Lineage: Eukaryota; Cryptophyceae; Pyrenomonadales; Geminigeraceae. Gene Ontology annotation, biological process: response to oxidative stress. Bases 1 to 423 code for a protein of 140 amino acids. The transcript is spliced from 5 exons.